Panicum virgatum (switchgrass) is the source of this 1380-nucleotide messenger RNA. RefSeq names its product probable esterase KAI2. NCBI's taxonomy places the organism in Eukaryota, Viridiplantae, Streptophyta, Magnoliopsida, Poales, Poaceae. Bases 259 to 1161 code for a protein of 300 amino acids. The record is from RefSeq and is a predicted model, not a curated record. The transcript is spliced from 3 exons.
GAUCUAGUGGUCCAGAUUGAAGUUUGCACGAUUUGCACGAAGGAGUUAGUUUGCACCUGAUAUGUCCCUGUAAAUAUACCAAAAUUAAGAUAUGUCCUGGACCCACACUACAAGUCCUAACGCUUAAAGACUUGAGAGCUGCGCUGGCCGCUCUAUAAAUACUAGGCAGUGGAGCACUGAGCAAGGAGCAAGAGCAACGCGAAGCAGCAUAGACACAAUCAUCUCCCUUCUCUUUCUCUUGUUUGAAGUUCAGAGGCCAUGUACCUGAACGCAAGAAUCGUAGGCUCUGGCGAGAGGACCCUGGUUCUCUCCCAUGGCUAUGGAGGGAGCCAGGCCAUCUGGGACAUGAUGCUACCACACCUGGCACGGAGGAACAAGGUGCUCCUCUUCGACUGGGACUUCUCAAGCGCCCCUGCCGACGCCGGCGAGGAGGGGGAGCAGAGCUGCUACACGUUCCCGAGGUUCGCCGACGAGCUGGUGGCGCUCAUGGAUGAGAUGAAGGUGAGCGGCGCGCUGUUCGUGGGGCACUCCAUGGCCGGCAUGGUCGGCUGCAUUGCGUCCGUCAAGCGCCCCGACCUCUUCGCCCAUCUCGUCCUCGUCGGCGCAUCCCCGAGGUAUCUGAACUCGGAGGACUACGAGGGCGGGUUCGAGCAGCCGGACAUCGAGGCGAUGCUGGGCAGCAUCGCGUCGGACUUCCGCGGCUGGGCGGAGGGCUUCGUGCCGCUGGCCGUGGGCAGCGCGGACCCGGCGGCGGUGGAGCCGCUGGCGCGGAGCUUCUUCGCCAUGGACCCGCGCGCGGCGCACGGGGUGGCGCGCAUGAUCUUCCAGAGCGACCAGCGCGCGGUGCUGGACGCCGUGGCCGCGCCGUGCACGCUGGUGCACGUCUCCCGCGACUUCGCCGCGCCGCCGUGCGUCGGCCGGUACAUGCAGGCCCGCAUGCUGGCGGCGGGGCGCUGCGCCGCCGCGGCCAUGGAGACCAUCGACUCGGUGGGCCACUUCCCGCAGCUCGUCGAGCCCGGCGAGCUGCUGGGGAUACUCGACCUCGUGCUCGGAGACGCCGACGCCGGCGGGGAGGAGACCGCCGCCGCUGCCGCGGCCCUGGCAGAGGAGAUGAUCGGCGAGGUGCCGGAGGUGCAGGGCGACAUCGACGUGGCGACGUAGACGCCGCGGCGGCCCAUGUGCCGCGGUGCCGCCACAGUGCGUACGUGCACGUUCGCUACGCUUGAUAUGCAUUUACAUAUAUGUACGCCGCUCCACCAUUCGCCUCGGGUUUUGUGUGUAUUUGGUCGCUUUCUUUAAUUUGUCCCCGUCGACAACUCGACAUGCGCUUGAAUCUGUGCAUUCAGCUUUGGUAAUUCUAAUUCGUAGAAACAACAACAA